This is a messenger RNA of Penicillium brasilianum, 2974 nucleotides long. The record is from the annotation of a GenBank genome assembly. NCBI's taxonomy places the organism in Eukaryota, Fungi, Ascomycota, Eurotiomycetes, Eurotiales, Aspergillaceae.
GAAAGAACAUCCCAGCGGCGAUGAAGUCAUCAUACUCGUUGAUCAGUCCUCAUGGAAUAUACUACUAAGUGGUUUUCCAUACAAAGAUUCCGGGCAUGCUGCGUGUAAAAUCAUUCGUCUAGCCGUAUGCUCGACUGGAUAGGACGCAGCACCCUUGGCUUAUUUCCAGAAACAAGCAUGAAAUUUCCUGUAUAUUUCGCUACUUGGUAUGCUAUUCACCUCAGUGGCCCAUUAGAUAUAGGCGCAAUUGGGAGGAGGUGCCAGGUAUGAUCAAGACAUUGUCCCGUAUUGUGACGCCCGAGCUGGUGGUCGCGGGACAAGGAAUGCCUAUUGAGCUACCAUGGUAGAACAAAGCAGUCAGCCUACUUGAGAUAUCUAUUUUGACAGCUUCUCUAGCAAUUGCAGCUACUCAUGCUUGGCAUACUGAAAUUAUGGGCGCCUCCACAGUUGCAAACAUGACAACACGGCAGAGUGGGCCGGUGGAUGAGACCUCCGGCUAUCGUCGCCCUAUGAGUAACGUCGCCGCUUGCAACAAGAGCCCGGAGACUACUGUACUCACACGACCAAUCCGACUGUAGCCACCCCGAGCUCGUUAUCAACCGGCUUUAUCUUCGCCCCCUCCUUUCGUGAUCCCCUUUCCCCUCGCGAGGAUUAUCAGCCUUUGGUGCGAGAGCUCGAUCCCUCUUCCCUUCGGCGCGCAUUUUCUCCGCACACUUUGUGUCGGCGUCCAUGCUCUUCUCCCGCUCCAUACGCCUGCCUCGGACACCCUUGCGAUCGCUGAGUCCCCUCCUACCCUCUAGGUUCUUUUCCAAUUCUCGGCCUCGACUUAUUAUCGAUAUGGGGACCGUGGAUACUACAACCCGCCUGUCGCAGCUGCGACAGCUGAUGAAGGAGCACAAUGUGGAUGUUUACAUCGUUCCUUCCGAGGAUAGCCACCAGUCCGAGUACAUUGCGCCCUGUGACGGCCGCCGAGAAUUCAUUUCCGGCUUCUCUGGCUCUGCCGGUACUGCGAUCAUCUCUCUGAGCAAAGCUGCCCUCUCCACCGACGGACGCUACUUCAACCAGGCUGCGAAACAGCUGGAUAGCAAUUGGCACCUCUUGAAGCGGGGCAUUGAGGGUGUCCCCACGUGGCAGGAAUGGACAACGGAGCAGGCGCAGGGUGGUAAGACCGUUGGUGUUGACCCUUCUUUGAUCACGGCCUCUGGUGCGCGCAAGCUCGCAGAGACCCUCGAAAAGAACGGUUCCUCGUUGGUGGGAAUUCAACAAAACUUGGUCGAUCUGGUCUGGGGCAAGGACCGCCCCUCGCGGCCACGUGAGAAGGUGCGCGCGCACCCGGUACAGUAUGCUGGCAAGUCGUUCCAGGAGAAGGUGGCAGACCUGCGAAAGGAACUGGAGACGAAGAAAAAGGCCGGAUUUGUUAUUUCCAUGCUCGACGAGAUUGCAUGGCUAUUCAACCUCAGAGGAAGCGACAUCCCCUAUAACCCUGUCUUCUUCUCAUAUGCUAUCAUCACUCCCACUACUGCCGAGCUUUACGUCGAGGCGGACAAGCUCACCCCCGAAGUGAACGCUCAUUUGGGACAAGACGUAAUUGUCAAGCCAUACGAUUCCAUCUUCGCCGACGCCAAGGCUCUUAGCACGGCGCGCAGUCAGGCGACUGAUGAGGCGCCCAAGAAAUUCCUGCUGUCUAACAGGGCCUCCUGGGCCCUGAGCCUCAAUCUUGGUGGAGAGGAACGGGUGGAGGAGACCCGCAGCCCCAUUGGUGAUGCUAAGGCUGUAAAGAAUGAGACCGAGCUCGAGGGAAUGCGCGCAUGUCAUAUCCGUGAUGGCGCUGCCUUGACCGAGUACUUUGCUUGGCUCGAAAACGAGCUCGUCAACAAGAAGACUGUCCUGGAUGAAGUCGAUGCUGCCGACAAGCUUGAGCAGAUUCGCACCAAGCACGAUCUCUUUGCCGGUCUGUCAUUCGAUACCAUCUCCUCUACCGGCCCCAAUGGUGCAGUGAUUCACUACAAGCCCGAGAAGGGAAGCUGCUCAAUCAUUGAUCCCACCGCCAUCUAUCUUUGCGACUCUGGCUGCCAGUACCUGGAUGGAACCACUGACACCACCCGCACAUUCCACUUUGGCCAGCCUACCGAGUUCGAGAAGCAGGCAUUCACAUUGGUCCUGAAGGGUCUCAUUGCCAUCGAUACUGCCGUGUUCCCCAAGGGCACUAGUGGCUUCGCUAUCGAUGUUCUUGCCCGUCAGUUCCUGUGGAAGGAAGGCCUGGAUUACCUUCACGGUACUGGUCACGGAGUUGGCUCCUACCUGAAUGUCCACGAGGGCCCCAUGGGCAUUGGUACCCGCGUUCAGUACACCGAAGUUCCCAUUGCUGCUGGAAAUGUGCUUUCGGAUGAACCCGGUUACUACGAGGACGGCAAGUUCGGCAUUCGCAUUGAGAACAUCAUUUUGGCUCGUGAGGUCAAGACCGCCCACAAGUUUGGUGACAAGCAGUGGCUUGGCUUUGAGCACGUUACUAUGACCCCUAUUGGUCGCAACCUCAUCGAGCCAUCUCUGUUGAGUGAUUCCGAGCUCAAGUGGGUGAACGACUACCACACCGAGGUCUGGGAUAAGACUCACCACUUCUUCAAGGAGGAUGAGUUGUCUCGGAAGUGGCUUGAGCGUGAGACCCAACCCAUCUCAAAAUAGAGUACAGUCUGCGGUCCCGUUGAUACAUAAGGUAGAGGCGGUAAAUAAGAUAUCCCACUGGCGUGGAGGAUAAGAUCACCUUGUCUAUUCAUUUUGGAUACCUUGAUAUACAAAAAUUCAUAUCUUUUGAAAAGGGAAUCUGUCUUAUUUCGAAGAUCUUUUCAUGAACCAUUAGUCUGCUCUAUAGCUUGAUGAUACGUUUUGGCCGGUGCUUGGGAACCCGAAACGCACAUCAGCAUGGGGCCCUCUGAGUGGGGUAUGAUAAACUUCAUAAGAGUAUUCCGAAGAUAAG